Sclerotinia sclerotiorum 1980 UF-70 is the source of this 1062-nucleotide messenger RNA. RefSeq lists its product as hypothetical. The record is from RefSeq and is a predicted model, not a curated record. Lineage: Eukaryota; Fungi; Ascomycota; Leotiomycetes; Helotiales; Sclerotiniaceae. The coding region runs from base 1 to 1062 and encodes 353 amino acids. The transcript is spliced from 4 exons. Gene Ontology annotation, molecular function: oxidoreductase activity, acting on the CH-OH group of donors, NAD or NADP as acceptor.
AUGCCUUUCUGUAGCUAUAACGCUGAUGGGCCUGGUGGGCCAAUAAGUUCACUGAAGAAUAACGGUUUCGUGGCAGCCCAAAUUCUCCAUGCCUUUUUGUCUCGAGGCUACAAUAUUCGAACUACUAUUCGGAGUCCGGAUAAAGCGGAAGCUCUAAAGAAAAGUUUCAGCAAAUAUACCAGUCAGCUUUCGUGUGUAGUUGUCGGAGAUAUCGUCGAAGAAGGAGCCUUCGAUGAGGCUGUGAAAGGUGUUGAUGGCGUGGUUCAUUCGACCUCUCCAUUUGUCUUUGACGUUAAGGAUUACGAACAUGACCUUCUCAUUCCAGCUAUAAAUAUCUUGAAAGCCGUUCAAAAUAAUGCCCCACAAGUAGAGCGUAUAAUAAUUACAUCUUCCUUCGCCACAAUCAUAGAUAUGGAUAAGGGACUUCGCCCUGGUUAUACAUAUAGCGAGAAGGACUGGAACCCCGUCACCUAUGACGUUGCAGCAAACCCCGAAACUUCUGUCGAAGUCUCCUAUUGUGCAUCAAAAGCGUUUGCCGAAAAGGCGGCAUGGGAUUUUAUUAAAGAAAACAAGCCCAACUUCAAUCUUUCAGUCGUCUGCCCUCCUAUGGUAUAUGGGCCAAAUGCGCAAAACGUCACAUCCCUCGACCAUUUAAAUACUUCUUCAGCAGAUGUUUAUCACCUCAUAAAUGGGUCUGAAAAGACAGUCCUAAACACCAAUUUCUUCGGCUUCGUCGAUGUCUGCGAUAUGGGAGAGGCUCAUGCUCGUGCCUAUGAAUCUGCCGAAGCUGCUGGUCAACAUUUUAUCAUUGCCGGUGGCACUUACACAUAUGCUCAAGUUUGCGAAGUUAUCAGGAAGCAUUUCCCAGAAUUGAAGGAUAAGACUCCUGAUCCAUCGACUGCUCCGAUCGAAAAUGCAUAUAAUUUCAGCAACGAGAAGGCUAGGAAGGAGCUUGGAAUGGAUUUUAGAAACUUGGAAACGACGAUUCACGAUCAAGUUCUGGAAUUUUUGAACUUGGAGAAGAAAUUGGUUGAAUAUUUCUUUGUGAAUAACGAUGACUAA